This is a messenger RNA of Salpingoeca rosetta, 2204 nucleotides long. RefSeq lists its product as uncharacterized. The coding region runs from base 445 to 1974 and encodes 509 amino acids. The record is from RefSeq and is a predicted model, not a curated record. Gene Ontology annotation, molecular function: protein binding. Lineage: Eukaryota; Choanoflagellata; Craspedida; Salpingoecidae. The transcript is spliced from 5 exons.
CGCUCAGCUGCGACCGGACAAGCGAGACGACAGAACGACCGACAGAUCUUCUUGCUAUUUCUUGAGACUUUGAGAGAGGAGCAAGGAAACUUGGGAAGGAAGGAGGGUUGAGAAGAAGCUGAGAAUGGGUGAAGGAGAAGAGCAAGGGAGAUUGUUGAGGCUGAAGGGAACCCGCAGCAGACAGAGCACUAGAGCAGACAGCACCACCAGACCACCGCCCUCAGGCCCUCCUCUCCCUCCUCUAGCUCUCCCUCCUCUCCUGCUUUCGGCACUGUAGAAACUUUUACAUAUUUUCGGGUAGUUUUCACGACAACGUUGUCCGCGACACCCAAAAUACACACAGCAACCAACGACCACCAACAUCACAUCAACCAACCAAACAGACAGACAGACAAACCUCCUUCAGUCCAUCAGCGCAGCGGCUCGCAGUGUAGGCAGACAGGCAUGGUGAAGAAGCAGAUCACGCAGGACACCUUCAAUGAGGUGGUCCAGGAGAACAUCACCGAAUUUGACAUGUCGCCGGAGGAGGCCGUGAACGACGCAGUGGAACAAUUCACAGCGCAAGGGAUCGACUUGUCGAACAUUGUCAAGGCGUUGGCGUUGGAAGCCGUAGGAGCUGGAGAAGCAGGCGAAAGCCCGGCUGUGGGCUUGUUGGAAGAGCUGAAAACAUGGACACAGGGCGAUCAUGCAGCCAGCGAGGGGCAGGAUCUGGACAGCGCCGUCACAGCAGCUGUAGCCGAAGUGGAAGCGCCACUAUCAAAGCUGCUUGAGCUGCUGCCGGAACAGGAGAACCGUGCGCUGGCGGGGGCCAAGGGCGGGUUCACCACCCUGCUUGCCGUCAUUGAGCGCGUGGCGCAGCUUGCUGCGGAGGAUGCGCCACACAGUGAGGACGCCAAGGCCAAGGCCACACACGCCCUGGGCGUCGCUCUGCAGACACUCGCGGCACUGCUAGAAGGGCAGCCGGAUCUGGUCACACCACCCAACCCGGACAGCGUCGUGGCUGAGGUCCACGACAACCACCAGCACAUCAAGCAGCUGUGCGAGCACAUGACGGCUUUCAAGCACGUGGGCCACAUCCAGCAGCACGGCAUCACAGCCAUCCGCCACGCGUGCACCAAACACGAAACAAACCGGCAAACGUUUGUCGCAGAGGGGCUGAUUGAGCUUCUGCUGCACUGCGUGGAGAAGCACACGGAGCAUCCGGCCGCGGUUGGGGAGGCGGCCCGGUGCUUGCGCAUCCUCACCUUUGACGACGACAUCCGCGUUGCCUUUGGCAAGGGCCACGAGCACGCAAAGCUGAUGGUGAACCAGCACAGCGCCCUCGCCCGCAUCAUGAACACCCUGGCGGCGUUUACGGAGGACGCUGCCACCACGGCCGAGCUGUGCAAGACGUUGGCCAAGCUUGCCGUGCGCAAUGAAUACUGCCAGGAGAUUGUGGACCUGGGCGGGUUGAAGCUCCUCCUGCCAUCGCUCACAGCCCACGAGGACAGCGUCGAGGUUGCUGUGUCUGCGCUGCAGGUGCUGCGUGCGAUUGCGGGCAACGACGACGUCAAGGCGAAGAUUCGCGAAGUGGGUGGUGUGGAGGCCAUCAUCGCAGUCAUGACCCGGCACGUCAAACAGCGCGCCGUGCAGGACAAAGGGUGUGCUGCGCUUGCUGCGGUGUGCCUCCGCGAUGUCGAGAAUAGCAAGGCGGUGAUUGAGGCUGGUGGCGCACACGCCAUUGUCAAGGCCAUGGUCAUGUUCCCAGACAGCGCAAGUCUACAGAAGAACGCCGCCAGGGCGCUGCGCAACAUUGCCGCACGCAACCCGGACCUGCGGGCGGCCAUCUUGGCGGAGAGUGCCGAGCACUAUCUGAAUGUUGCCAUGGAACGCAAGGAGACAUAUGAGGACGCAAAGGCGGCGCUGCGGGACCUUGGCUGCAAGGUCACUCUCUUGGAGCCGUGGAAGGGCAACGGCAAGGGCGUCAAGGAGUGACGGUGUGAUUGUGAGUGUGCGUGUGUAUGUGUUUGUGUAUGCGUCUUGUUGUGUUUUUGUGUAUGCGUGUUGUUGUGUGCUUGGUAUGCGUGCGUGGUCAUGUGUGUUAUCGCGUGCGUGUUCGUGUGUGUGCGGGGUGUCCUUUUUGGCUGUUGUGUUUGGUCUUCUUGUGUGUGAACAUAGCAUAGCAUUUGUGGGCUUGCUUGCCAUAUGAAUGAGUGAUUGAAGCU